AUGGCCCGCAAUACGCCGUUGGCAGUGCUUUCUUGUCUCAUAUUCCUUAACUGCUUGAAACCAUUGAUAAGCUGGCCGGCAAACGACAACGACGCUUCUGACAUGUCGCAGCCCGACUUCGAUCAGUAUCUCGGCGAUUAUCUCAAGCCCGGGGAUACUGUGGCGCUUCUGCUGGACUACGAUGGUACACUGGCUGAGCUAACGUCCCAUCCGAACCUCACGCAGAUGAGUGAUGAGAUGCGUGAGAGUCUGCGCAACAUUGCAAACAGUGGCAAAGCGUUUGUAUCGGUCAUAUCUGGGCGCGACGUGGACGGGGUGAAGGAAAAGAUCGGGAUAAACAACAUCAUCUACUCGGGCAAUCAUGGUUUGGAGGUGCUGUAUCCGAAUGGAACCCGCCACAACCAAGGCAUACCGAAAGAUGUGGCGGAUAAUUUCGACAAAAUGAUUGAUCAUCUGAAUCGGGAGGUGGUUCAUCAUGGAUCGUGGGUUGAGAAUAAGCGUGUAUCGAUAACGUUCCACUUCCGCGAAGCUGAACAGAAGUACAUACCGGAAAUGGCCACACGCGCCAAAGAGAUCAUUGAAUCGUACGGUUAUCGAGCGAAUCCGGCUCAUGCAUCGGUCGAAGGCAAACCUCCGAUCCAGUGGAAUAAAGGUCUGGCGGCGGAAUAUAUCCUGGGCAGCAGCUUCGAUCCUAGUUGGCGCACACGCAAGGUACUGUUUGCCGGGGAUGAUACCACCGACGAGGACGUGAUGAAGAUGAUCAAGGGCACGGGAAGGUCAUUCCGGGUAACGAAAGAUAAGGACUUGGUGACGAAUGCGGACUAUAAAAUACCUUCCGUCGAUUCGGUUUAUCACCUGCUAAAGUGGAUCGAAUCAAGAGUUGUUUAG
Messenger RNA from Anopheles marshallii, 888 nucleotides. RefSeq lists its product as uncharacterized. Gene Ontology annotation, molecular function: trehalose-phosphatase activity. The coding region runs from base 1 to 888 and encodes 295 amino acids. NCBI's taxonomy places the organism in Eukaryota, Metazoa, Arthropoda, Insecta, Diptera, Culicidae. The transcript is spliced from 3 exons. Gene Ontology annotation, biological process: trehalose biosynthetic process. The record is from RefSeq and is a predicted model, not a curated record.